Messenger RNA from Plasmodium falciparum 3D7, 9219 nucleotides. RefSeq names its product eukaryotic translation initiation factor 2-alpha kinase (gene PK4). The record is from RefSeq and is a predicted model, not a curated record. NCBI's taxonomy places the organism in Eukaryota, Apicomplexa, Aconoidasida, Haemosporida, Plasmodiidae.
AUGUGUAAUUUUAUAAAAAAAGGUAUUAGGUUUAAUGGAGAUAAAUAUAUUUUCCUUUUUGAUAUAUUUAUAAAGAAAUAUUUAUUAAAUGUAUUCGUAGCAAAUAUAUUAUGGGAAGAAGAGAAUAAUAUAUGUUUUUUAAAUAGAUUAAAAAAUAAAAGAAAGAAAAGUAUUUUAUUUCUUAAAGAAGAAUAUUUACGAUAUUUAAUGAUAUUAAAUAAGGAAGAGAAGAAUAAAAAGAAACGAUUAAAAAAAAUAUAUGAAUGUAUAAAAGUUUUUUCUAUUAAAGAAUUUCGAUGGCUUAUCAAUAAGUUGGAAAUAAUAUAUUUUUAUUUUUUUUGUCAUUUAUUACUUUUAUGUAUUUUUCAAAAUAUUUUUCUACUUACAUACAUGAGUAAAGAAUAUUUUUUGAAAAACAUACACGACUAUAUGAUAAAUAUUUUAUCCAAUGAUAUUAAAUUUAAUACAUGCAUUGAAUUUACACAUAAUGAUAAGUAUGAACAAAAAUGUAUAACCAUGGCUUAUUAUGAUUUUCUUUUAAACAAGAAAGGAAAGUUAAAGAAAAGGAACAAAUAUUAUGAUAUAAAAAAUAUAGAACCUUUAACAGGAAAAGAUAAGAAUUUGUAUUCCUAUUAUAAUUUUUCACCUUUUUUUCCUAUGUCUUCAUCAGAUAUAAUAAAUGUUAAUACAAAUGAUAAAAUAUCAAAUAUUUUAUGGAAUGAUAAAUAUAUUGAUACAUUAAACCACGUUAAUAUGAAAAAAAAGGAUAUUCCCUUAAAUAUUCAUAGUAAUAAUAUACUUAUGAAUAAUUAUGCAUACAGAAAAUAUGUUAGGAGUUAUAUGAUUAAAAAGAGAAUAAAUGAUCUGAUUUUAUAUAAUUUGAAGAAUAUAUUUGAAAAAAUAAAUAAUAUUGAGAAACUAACAAAUAUAAAUAAUUUUAUGAAUUUUAAAAAGGAAUAUGAAAAGGUUUCUAAAGAAGUAUGCAAUAAUAAUAAUAAUAAUUAUGAUCCAAGUGACUAUAUGUUAAUAUUACCUAAUAGUUCGAAGGACCAUGCUUUAUAUAAUAAUAUAAAUAAUGAUGAAUAUAUGUAUAAAAAGUUUUGUAAUUUUAUUUCUCAAGCAAGGGAAAUUAAGAAACAAAGAGAAAAAGAAAAAUGUCAUAGAGACGAAAAAUGUGAUAGAGGAGAAAAUUAUGAUAGAGGAGAAAAAUACGAUAGAGACGAAAAAUACGAUAAAGAAGAAAAGGGCCUUAAAGAAGAUAAUUAUAGAGAUGUUAACGAAUGGAACAGUAAUAAAUCCGAACGUUGUAAUAAAAUUUAUCCGAGUGAUUAUAAAUUUUUUUUAAGUGAGGAUAAAAAAUAUGAUACUCCUUACUAUUCAAAUGAACGGGUUGAUUUUCAUAAUAGUGAUAUAUAUAUGAAUGAUAUGGAUGAGGAAUUAUAUUAUAGCUCAUAUCAUAACAAUCAUCAUAAUAAUGAUAUAACAUAUAAUAGUAAUGUUUAUAAAAGAAUGUUAAACGAAGUUAUCCAUCCUUCUGUUGAGAGUAACGAUGUGAAGAAGGGACCUUUAAAUAAUGAUAAUAUAAAAAACAAAGAAUCUAAUGUGUAUGAAAUUAAUGAUAUAAUAUACCAAUUAAAUGGUGAGAAAAAAAUGAACACAAAUAUGUGUGAAAAAAGAGGAAAUAAAAUUUUUGAUUCAAAUAAUUUUCAUAAUAUUAAUGAAAGGAAAAAGAAAAUAUUAGAUGAAAAUGACAUGAUAACAAUUGAUAAUAAUAUAGAUAAGAAAGAGAAUAUUUUAUUUCCUUAUUUCCAUAUGGAAAUAUUAAAAGAUAAUGAAAUGAAUAUAACUAAAUAUUAUAAAGAUAAACAGUAUUAUGGUCAAUAUAAAUAUGAUGAAAAUAUAUAUAUAUAUGAUUUAAUUGUAUUAGAUACCUCUGGAUAUAUAUACAAAGUUUCGACAGAUGGUAGUUACCAUUGGAAACGAAAAAUUGUAGACCAUAUACAAGACUAUUCAAAUAUUGAAGAAAAAGACGAUGAACGGAAGGUAUUGAAAAAGCGAAAUAAAUUGAACGAAAAAGACAUGUAUGAAAGUAAUAAUAAGUAUGAAAGUAAUAUGUAUGAUAUGAAUACGUAUGAAAGUAAUAAGUACGAUAUCAAUACGUAUGAUAAAAAUAUUUCGGAUAGUACUAAAGCUCAUCAAAAUAUUUACGUAUUAAAAAAAAAUGUUUAUGAUAUGAAUUAUGAUUCAAAAAGAGCGUUAAAAAUAUCUCCUUAUCAUAAUUAUUUUAAUACAUCGAUUAUAAAUUCUAUUAAUAGAGAUAAAUUAAAACAUUCCAAACCAUUAUAUAAGAACAAUAUAAAAACGAAUGAUGAUAAUAAAAAAUUAAGGGAAAAUAAAACGAAAAACAAAAGAUUAGUUUCAAAUUAUUUAGGUAAUUUAUUUUAUAUAAAUGAAAAUAAUGAAGUUAUACCAUUAAAUAUAAAUAUUAAAGAUGUUGUAAAUAAUUCCCCAUUUAAAUCCCCUCUGUUUCCUAACAUGGUAUUUAUUGGUUCACGAGAAUCUACUAUUAUUAAUUUAGAUUAUGACACAGGACAUGUACUAAGAAAAUAUGAUGAAGCAUCUAAUGAAUUGUUAGACAAACCCCCAAAAAAAAAAUCAAGAAAAAAUAAAAGUAUAAAAAAUGUGAAAGAUAUAAAUGAUAAUAUGAAGUUAUAUAAAGAAGGUAGUCAAAAUGUAGAGGAGUUAUCCUUUACCGAGGAGGAGAAUAAAAAGAAAAGUAUUUUAGAGGGUGAGAAAAUAGAAGUGGCGUCCUUAAAUAAUGAAGAGAAUAUGAAUAAAGGUUUUGUGUGUGAAAAGGAUGAUAAAAUAAAUAAUUAUGAUAAUGAUGAAGAUGAUCUAUUCUAUGAACAAUAUGAAGACAACAAUGAUAAUGAUAAUAAUAAAAAUGAUAAUAAUAAAAAUGAUAAUAAUAAAAAUGAUAAUAAUAAAAAUGAUAAUAAUAAUAAUAAUAAUAAUAAUAAUAAUAAUAGCUAUUAUUAUUAUAAUAUUAAUGGUAAUGCUAGUGAUGAUAUAUUAGUACAUUCAAAAAAUGAAUUAUUAAAUAAUACGUAUAUAAAUAAAACAAAUAUAAAAGAUGAAAACUCAAAUAAUAAUGAAUCAUUUCUCAAUAAAAUUGAUGGGAUGAAUAAUUUUAAAUUGCUACCAAAAAGAAAUAUGAAAAGAAAUAGAAAAAAGAAUCUCCUUAAGAGACUUAUGGUAAGUACAAAUAAACUGAGCAUGUUAUUGAAUAGAUAUCAUUUAAUUAAUCGUAGUUUAGAAAGAAUGAGAAAAGAUAUUAAAAGAGGGAAAAAUAAAAGAAUAUUAAAAAAACGUCAAUUACAAAUAAGUUUAAUAAAAUGGGUAAUCAAAGCAGUAGAUGAGAAUACAUUAAAAAAGAAAUGGAUAACAACUUGGGUUGAUGUUGGAUCUAUAUUUAUGACAGAUGUUCAUAGGAAAGAUACAUCAUUUAUAAAUUCCUUAAUUGAAAUUGUUGGAAAUAAAUUAAUAUUAAGACCAAUAGAAAAGGACAAAAUGAAAAGUACUACAUAUCAAAUUUUAAAGAUUAUGAAUAAUGACACUGAUGAAAUACAAAUGUAUCGAAAUGAAGAUAUGAAAUAUGAAGUUAUUAAUAAUGUGGAUGAUAUAAAUAAUGUGGAUAAUAUAAAUAAUGCGAAUAAUAUGAACAAUGUGAAUAAUAUAAACAAUAUGAACAAUAUGAACAAUAUGAACAAUAUGAACAAUAUGAACAAUAUGAACAAUAUAAACAAUAUGAACAAUAUAAACAAUAUGAACAAUAUAAACAAUAUAAACAAUAUAAACAAUAUGAAUAACAUUCUAAAUGAUAGGUUAAAAAAUCGAAUUAAUAAUAAAGAUAAUUCCAACAUAAAAUCGAAAAUAUUUAUUUUUUCAGAAUCCAUAUCAUCCGUUUUUGCAGUAAAAUAUAAAAAUUUAUCAAAUAUAUUUACGUUAGAUAUUAUAGCAAAACCAAAUAUAAAAUUAUAUUCUGAUUAUGAUAAUUUGAAUAAUUUUACAUAUAAUCCUGUACAUGUAAAAAAAGAGAGAACACUUUUUUUGCCGUUUUCUAAGGAUAUAUCUGAUUUAGAUGGAGAUAAGUUUUCAUGUAGUUUUGAAGAUAAUAUAAUAUAUGGUAAAAGAUUAAUACAUCGCUUAAAUAGUAUAUCAGUAAAUAUUUCUUCUAUAGAAAAAGAUAUGAAAUAUUUAUUAUCAAAUAUUAUAUAUGUAUAUGACAAGAAUAAGAGGAUUCCAAUAAGUUAUAUAUAUGAUAUGAAGAAUUUAAUAUAUGAAUAUCAAAAGGUUAAGCAAGAGUUUUUAUAUCAUUUACCUUGGGAUGAAGGAGACCAGAAAUAUUUAAGUCGAACGGAUGAUGUAUUAAAUAAUAGUAUAAUAGAUAAUAUAGGUAAAAAGGGUCCAAUUUUUAUUUGUGAAUAUAUAAACAAAUUUAUGGAUUUAUACUUUGAAGAGAAUGAUAUUUGUUAUGAUUAUUGUUCUAUGUUAAAUAUAUGGGAUAAAAUUUUUAAUAAUACUGUUAGUGAUGGAGAUUCUUUAUUAUUGUCAAAUUUGUAUCGUGUUGUACAUAAUGCCUUUAAGAAUAAUAAUAAAUAUAAUAAUAACAAUAUUUAUUUUGAUAAUAAUAUUAACAUUAAUAUUAAUAGUAGUAGUAGUAGUAGUAGUAGAAGUCGUAGAAAUAUUUAUAACUUUGAUAAUUAUUAUAAUAAUAGGAGAGAUUAUAAUAGUUUUUGGGAAGAUAGGCAUAAUAUAUUAAUGAAUAGAGAAAACUUUUUAAUUAAUACAAGCACAGAUAAAGUUUUUUCAGGGGGAAAAAAUAAUGAACUGAAAGAAUUUACAUCCAUUAGAUAUAAAAGAAGAAGAUGGUACUGGAGAGUAUUUUAUACUAUUAUGUUUAUAAUUUUUUUCCCAGUAUUAUUUAUAUAUAGAAGAAUUAUUAAAAGGAGAAAAGGUAGUAGUAAGGGUAAUAAAAUAGGUACAAGUAGUAAUAAUAAGUUGAUUAAAAAAAAUCGAACUUUUAAAGAUUAUGAAGAUGAUGAAAAUAAUAUAAUGAGUGAAGAUGAAGAAGACGAUUUGGAUAUGAAUUAUGAUUUAAUAUUUGAUGAUGAUAGAUUAAAAGUUAAAAAAAUAAAAAGAAUGAGAAAAAAUUAUAAUAAUAAUAAUAAUAAUAAUAAUAAUAAAAACAAUAAUAAUAUCAGUAAUAAUAACAGUAAUAGUAAUAGUAAGAGUAAUCGAUUUUUAUCCAAAUUAAGUAAUAUAGAUUUAGCUAAUAUUGAUUUAAAUUUAAUUAAAAAAAGUCAUGGGAAAAAAAUGGAUAAUUUUGAACAACCCACUCUUGUGGACAUUUUAGCUAGACAUGCAAGAGAUAGUACACAUAAUGAUGGUGUAUCUUAUUAUCCUUUCAACGAAAACGAAACUUAUAAUAUGUUAUCAUUAAAUUAUGCUUGGGGUGGUAAUCAUAAGCAUAUGAAUGUUGAAAGGACCUCAGAAUAUAAUAUGGGUAAUAUAUCUCAUCAACUAAAUUAUAACAAUAUAAGAAAUUUAGGUGAUAAUAAAAUAUCAGCAUAUGAAUUAGAUAUAUAUGAGAAAGAAUUAUUUCAUUUAUAUAGAAGAAGGGCAGCAUCUCAGGAUGUACUUAAUAAAAAAUCUUUUGUUAUGAAAAAACGGAUACGUAGUAGUUAUAAAGUUGGUAGUAGCAAUAAAUAUCAUAAGAAAAAUUAUACAGAUAAUGAAAAGGAUAAGAAAAAAUAUCGUAGUUAUAAAGAAAAACAUAUAAAUGAAAAAAUGUUCGAUAAAAAAGAAUUUCUGAACUUUUUAACCAAUUUUAAUAAGAAGUUUAUGAAGAAGAAUUCUUUGGUGGAUCAUUUAAUAAAAAUGAAUGAUAAAGCAGAAGAUAAUUAUGAUGGUUAUAAUAGUAGUGGAAGUAGAUAUAAUAAUAUAAAUGAUGAUGGUGUUGAAUUGUGUGGUACUAAAAGGUAUACGAAUAAUAAAAAUAAUAGUGAUUAUGAUAAUUAUAAUAAUAAUAAUAAUAUGAAAAAUAAAAGAUAUUCCAAUAAGAAACAUAAUAAUGAUAAUAUUAUUAUUAAUAAUAAUAAUAACAAAUAUACAGAUGAAAGGAAAUAUCGAAAUAAAAGUAUAAAAGAAGAUGUGGAUUAUACAAAUGAUUAUUAUAAUAUACAAUUAAAUAAUAAUAAAAUAAAUAACAAUCAAACAAAAAAUAAAAUCGAUACUAUUAGAAAUAUUAGUCAUGAGAAAUUAGGUAAUAAUAAAAGUUCGAGUGCUAGGAAUUUGUCUUUAAUACAAACAUCUCAUAUUCCAUACGAUGCUCCAUUAGCUGAUUUUUUAGAAAACGGAAGAUUCUUAAGAACUUUUGAAAAUAUUUCUCUUAUAGGACAGGGAGGAUUUGGUUCAGUUUAUAAAGUAUCACAUCGAUUAGAACCUGGAUCUCCAACAUAUGCUGUGAAAUUUAUUUAUUUAAAAGUAAGUUCAUUAGAUAAUGUAAGUUCAAGGAGAUAUUUUCGAGAAAUCGCAGCUAAUAGAGAUAUAUAUAGUAAACAUGUUGUUCGAUAUUAUACAUGGUGGUGUGAAGAACCUCAAUUUUUACCUAUGCAUCUGAUGCCAAAAGAAAUCCAAAACUUAGUAAAAAAGAAUAAAGAUACCUUUAAAAAAAGACUUACCAAAAAUAAAAAGUAUAGUAAUAAUUGUAUAAGUGAUAGUAGUAAUAAUAACAAUAGUAGUUGUUAUAGUGCUAGUAGUUAUAAUUCGAGUAUUAAUAGUAAUUAUAGAAAUAUGAAAUUAUGGAUAAAAAAGAAAGAACAAAGUCCUGAUAUGAAAAGAUAUAAAGAGGUUCUUAGAAAGAAUAAUGCUCCUAAUUUAGUUUUUUAUAGUGAUAACGAUGGUUUAACAUCUAAGAAUAAGGAAAAUCCUGAGAAAAAUCACAAUCCAUUUUUGAGUGAUAAAAAUUUUUCUGAUUCUAUAUAUAAAAAGAAAAAAAGUCAUGAUUAUAAUUCAUCUAGCCACAAACUGAAAAAAAGAAAAAACAAGAAAAAAAAAAGUAAAAAAAAAAGAAAAAGUAAAAGUAAAAUAAAAACAAAUGCUCAAGGAAUAUAUGAGGAAAGUGAAAACGAUGAAGGAAGAGAUCACUUUCAAUAUAAAAAAGGAAAGGAACAGUUUUCUAAAUUUAUAGGAAAACAUAAUUCUAUGGGUUUUACACAAAGUUUCCAAGAAUAUGAUCCUUUUGAUAAUGGUUAUUUGAGUGAAGAAGAUAGAGAUCUUAUAGUUUUCGCCGAUAAUGAAGAAUCAAAUGGAAAUGACCAACAAAUGAUACGUCAUGAUAAUAUGAACAAUGAAAAUGUUAUUAUAAAGCAUAGAAAUGAAGAUGAUAAAAAUGGAUUGGAUGGUGACAAAAAUGGAUUGGAUGGUGACAAAAAUGGAUUGGAUGGUGACAAAAAUGGAUUGGAUGGUGACAAAAAUGGAUUGGAUGGUGACAAAAACGAAUUGGAUGGUGACAAAAAUGGAUUGGAUGGUGACAAAAAUGGAUUGGAUGGUGACAAAAAUGGAUUGGAUGGUGACAAAAACGAAUUGGAUGAUAAUACAAAAAAAUUGGAUGAUAAUACAAAAAAAUUGGAUGAUUUAUUAAUGAAACAAAAAAUUAAUAGUUUAACAAGAAACGAUAUUGUUAAUAUUGAGAAUGAGAACCCAGCUCCUCAUGCUACUAAUAAUAUUAAAAAUAAAAAGGUUGAUUUAAAUGGAGAAUUAACUUAUUAUGAUUACGUUGGAAAAAAUGAAGUCAUACCAAAUUCUCGAACCGAAACGAAUGUUGAAAGUAUUAAUACGAAUGGUAUGUUUAAUAAUAAAUUUUCUGUUAUGAAAGACGAAGGAGGGGAAUAUAAGAAAAAAGAAAACAUGACCUGGGGAGACACGAAAAGGGAUGGUUUAUAUGAAAAUGGAAAACACGAAAAAGAUGGUUUAGGUGUUAAUAAAUGUAUAACAAAUAAAUAUAUUGAAAAUGAUGAUGACGAUGAUGAUGAUGAUGAUAAUAAUAAUAAUAAUAAUAAUAUAGAUGAAAGGAAAAAAGACCUAAAGAAAAAACAAAAAAAUGCUAUUACUAAAGGUAAUGAAGAUUUGUUAGCAACAAAUGGUACAAAUAAUAAAGAGAAAAGAAAGAAGGAUGAUGAUAUAAAUAAAAAUAUGGAAAAAAUAAAAUCAUAUAAAAAGAAAACACCAGUUCCUGAAUUUUCUAUAGUGUUAUUAUUGCAGAUGGAAUUGUGUAAAGGAUAUACCUUACGUAAAUGGCUAGAUAGAUCUACGAGAAGUGACAAACCUUUACAUUUUACUUAUAGUGAUAAAAAAAUGAAUCAUCCAUUAGAAUUUGACUUAUUUAAACAAUUAAUUAAAGGUCUUAAAGAUAUUCAUGCUACUUGUUUUAUUCAUAGAGAUUUAAAACCUGAAAAUAUUUUUGUAGAUCCUGAUACGUAUACAUUAAAGAUUGGAGAUUUAGGAUUAGUACGAUUUAUUGAAGAGAAGAAAAGAGAAAAGGAUUUUAACAAUAUUGAUUGUUAUAAAGAUAAUAUAUAUACAGAUAUUAAUCAGAAUGCAAUAACUAGCCAAAUAUCUAUAAAAGGACAAAUUAUAGGAACCCCUGGUUAUACAGCACCAGAAGGUGGAGCUUUAUGUGAUGAAAAAGCAGAUAUAUAUAGUGCAGCUUUAAUUUUAUUAGAAUUGUUAUGUCCACGUUUUACAACAAUUAUGGAACGAUAUAAAAGAUUAAAUGAUUUCAGAAAUUAUUAUACAGUACCUGAUUAUGUAAAAAUUCAUUUAAACCCAUGGUAUAUUUUAAUGUUACAAAUGUCAAAACCCAAUCCAGCAGAUAGACCAUCGGCUGCUGAUGUGUAUAGUAAAAUUAAAGUAUUGCUAGAUCCUCAUUUGACUGAUUUUGCAUUUAGCUUUAACGAUAUUCAUAAUGAGCAUAUGAACAAACCACCUCAGGGAACUAAUAACUUUGAAAGAAUAACGGACAAUAAGGACAAAUUCGUAAUACAAAGUGUUGUGGAUAUGAAGAAUAAAGUAGAAAAUGAAGAAAUACCUAUUGAAAAAGGAUUAAAUAGUAAUGUAGAGAAUAUAAAAAAUGAGAAUAAUGGUGCAGACAAAUAG